Molecule: messenger RNA, 2484 nt
Organism: Closterium sp. Naga37s-1
Lineage: Eukaryota; Viridiplantae; Streptophyta; Zygnematophyceae; Desmidiales; Closteriaceae
Source: the annotation of a GenBank genome assembly
AUGGCGACGCUGUGGAAUCGCGUGCAGCGCAUGUGGCGGGACCGGUGGCUGGGGCUCAUUCUCGGCAUGUGGCUGCAGGCGUGCGGGGGGAUCUCGUACGCGUUCUCGUUAUACUCCGCCGCGUUAAAAGACAAGCUACAGUACUCGCAGGAAGCCGUGGACGGCUUAGGGACCGCAAAGGACAUUGGCGGGAACGUGGGGAUUGUAUCGGGUUUACUGAUCGAUCUCAUGCCCGCAUGGGCUAUCCUCGCUAUAGGCGCCGCCAUGCAUCUGUUCGGGUACUCCAUGCUGUACAUGGCGUCGAUGGGGAUCACCCGCCCUCCAUUCUGGCAGAUGUGUGCAUUCAUCAUGCUGGGAACCAAUGGAGCCACGUGGUUUAACACGGCCGUGCUCGUCACCUGCAUUCGCAACUUUGAGGGCGACAGGGGCGUGGUGGUGGGGCUGCUCAAGGGGUUCAUAGGGCUCAGCGGAGCUAUCUUCACUCAGGUCAGUGAGGUUGAGAAGGGGCUGGGAGUAACGGCCAUGGCUGUGAGGGUGGCGAAACUGCUCAAGGGCUUCAUAGGGCUCAGCGGUGCUAUCUUCACUCAGGUCGCAAUGCCUGUGCGGCUGCUCAAGGGCUUCAUUGGACUCAGCGGCGCCAUCUUCACGCAGCUCUACUCCGCUCUCUACGCACCCCACACGGCGCCCUUUCUGCUGCUCUGUGCGCUGCUGCCGCCACUAGUGGCGCUGCUCGCCAUGGCAGUCAUUCGCCCCAUGAACCCUCACCUGCUUGCCGCUGCAAGGAGAGACACUGGCGACAACACCCGGUUUCGCUUCCUCUAUGUGGUGGGAGUGGGACUAGCGCUCUACCUCAUGCUUGCCAUGACGCUGCAGGAAACCCUGUCCCUCUCCCGCCCCUAUCGCCUUGUGUCCAUGGCUGGAAUGGUGCUGCUGCUCGCCCUCCCCAUCUCCCUCCCGUGGGUAAAAGCAGGCAGCCCCAUGGCUUCCAAGCUGCCUCUCCACUCGCCACACGAGUACCACGACCACCUUUCUUCCGCCACCUCGUUCACCUUCAAGCCCUCUGCCACACGCACGGACCACUCCUUGUUCCCUGAUGGCGACGAUACCCCUCUGCUCGCUUGCACUGACACCAGCAGCAACAGUGGCCGGAUCGGCAACACUAGCAGCGGCGGCAGCAGCGGCGGCGACAGCAGCGGCGGUGGUGGCGGCGGGGGGAGCGGCAGUGGUAUGGGGCCUAUAAGCAGAAAGGGGAGCUGUGAGUCAUUUAGUGACACUGACGGGAGCCCGCUUAGGGCCACCUCCUUUACAAGCACACCCGCCUCCCACAGUGGUGCAGGGCGUGCAAGCGAGAGGGUGGGUUUUGAUAGAUUCGUUACAAGCACACCCGCGUCUGAUAGGAAUGCAGGUGGGGCGAGUGAGAGGGCGGUUAGCCCAAGGGGGCGUGGGGGGGAAGCAGCACUAGGGCAGGGCGGCAGCAGCAGCACAGCAGGCAGUGGCUUGGGAGGCGGAAUGGGGGGGAAUGGGGGUGGCGUGGUUGGGUGUGGGGAGGGCGGGAAGGAGGGGAAGAGCCUAGAGGUUGAGGGGAGGAGCAGCCGUGGGGGGCCAUUGGAGGUGGGGCGGGGUCAACGAAGCAGUGCUCUUCGUGUGGGCAUGGAUCACACGCUACUGCAGGCUGCUGUCACUCCCGAGUAUUGGCUGCUGUUCUUCGCCAUGGGGUGUGGUACGGGCUCCGGGCUUACUGCCAUCAACAACCUGGCGCAGGUGGCAGAGUCUCUGGGCUCUGCAAGUGUGGGCGCCCUGGUUGCUCUCGUCAGUAUCUGGAACUUUCUGGGAAGAAUGGCCGCCGGGUACAUGUCGGAGCAGUGUUUGAAGCGCUGGAGCACCCCGCGCCCUCUCUGCAUGCUGCUAGUGCAGGCCGCCAUGGGGUGCGCGCACCUGCUCUUCAGCAUCGGGGACCCUCUUCUCCUCUACCCUGCAGCAGCGCUCGUGGGGGCGGCACACGGGGCGCACUGGACGCUGAUGGUGACCACUGCGUCUGAGCUGUUCGGGUUGAAACACUUUGGGGCUCUCUACAAUACGCUCAGCAUAUCAUCCACAAUCGGCUCCUAUUGCCUCUCUGUCAAGCUUGCCGGCUACAUCUACGACCGUCAAUCCGCGAUCCAACGGUCAGCCUUGCUCCACCUGCAAGGCCUCUCCUCCUCCGCCUCCUCGCUUGCCUCUCCCUCCCUCUCUCCACCCACAACCACCACCAUUGCAAACUGGGGAGCUGAGGCAGCAGCAGCGGGUCAAGCAAGGGCAGUAGAGGCACAGCUGCUACUGCUGGAGGGAUCAGAGCUGCCCCACCGGUGCAUGGGCCCAGACUGCUUCCGCCUCACCUUCCUCGUCAUGGCCCUCGUGUGCGUCGCUGGCAUCUGCGCUCUUCUCAGCCUCGUGGCGCGCACAAGACGGCUGUAUCAGGAGUUUCAUAAAGUGCAAAGAAGCUGA